Molecule: messenger RNA, 2270 nt
Organism: Drosophila eugracilis
Lineage: Eukaryota; Metazoa; Arthropoda; Insecta; Diptera; Drosophilidae
Exons: 5
Coding region: 83-1927 (614 amino acids)
Molecular function (GO): nucleic acid binding; protein binding
Source: RefSeq, a predicted model, not a curated record
AAUAUUGAAUUCCAAGUUUAAUCAACUUUAUAAAAAAUUCAAAUUUUUUACAUCUAAUCGCAGAACGAAGACAGGAUAUAAAAUGGCUCAUUUCUUAACUAAUCCACCCCAUCAAAACUAUUAUAUAAAGAACAUGAUUGCCUAUACCGAAGACCACGUUCCCGUACAGAAGCUGUACUUCUACAAGGUUUCGCCGCAGAGCAUUCUGGAGCACCACUUUGAGGCCUAUGGGCGCGUGCUUCGCAUGCAAAUAUUUAAGCCCCGAAAAUUUUCCCGUGGCGGUGGGGAACGCAAUGAAAAUCAGUUUUACCUAACUGGAUUUGUUUUAUACGCGCAAAAACAAGAUGCAGCUAAGGCUCUUUUUAACCGGGCUCACCGCAUCGACGGAUGGAUAUUCUUUGUUCAGGCUAGUCACAGUUGGCAUCAACCGGAAGCUUUCGGAAAACCCCAUCACGAUAGCUUAUGUAUGCUACCAAGCGAUAAGCCUGCACCGUCUUCCACAAUCAUGAGCCUAGACGAUUACUGUUUAGAGAAUAUACUCCAAUAUCUUAGUCUGGUUGAUCAAAUACACUUCGCCAGGAGUUGCCUGCGCUUCAGAUGCGUAUACCAGGCGGCUAGCGCCAGGCUGCAUAAGUCGGUUAAUUUUUGGCAACUCAAUGGUAUGACUGUUUGGAACAUGCGUGACUUCUUCCUUUUGUCCGGUCGGCAUAUUCAGAACGUGGAGGGCAUGCUGUCCCCUAUUCGCUCCCAACGCCUGUGCAACUUUUUAGCUCAUAACUGCACUAAUCUCAAAACAAUGGAUCUGGUCAGCAGUCCCAUAACUACGCGCAACAUUAACAAAAUCUUCGCCAAAAUGCACAAGCUGGAGACUCUGAAAUUGCGCAUGUCGUGUAUACAAGAUAUGUGUAUCUUGGGCUUAAGAAAUCUUCGCAGUCUGAAGACUCUCAAUUUGAGCGGAAAUCCUUUGCAGGGUAUUAACCUUGCGAAGUUGCCGGCCACUAUCGAAUCAUUGACGCUAAAUGACUGUCAAUACUUUCAGGGCUCCUACCUUUCCAACAUUUGCAAGUCCUUUCCUCAUCUGAAAGAACUCAACGUUAAGAACAUAUACAUAUCGUGCGAUGUCUACCGCAAAAUAAUCAACGAGAAGUCCUGCCCAUUGCUUGAGACUGUGGUAAUGACAGCACACGACGAAGAGAAUUACCAAUUCGUUGCCAAGUUACCUGGAUUAAAGUAUCUGACUGUGUUUAUCAGUUUGCCUAACGUUAACCCAAUGACCAACGAGCUAUUUGAGCAGCUGUCAGAGCACAAAGCGGAACAGUUGGAGCGACUUGAGAUAAUUGGUGGUACCAAACUGGACCGUAAUAUGCUUCACCUCAUAUCCAAACUGGUCGGAUUACGUACACUGGUCAUUUCCCGCAUUGUGGCUGACGAUGGGCUUGACCGGCUCUCUGGUCUCUCCAAAUUGGAGCGGUUCACUCUUCGGUUCUCGGGCAAUGUAAGGGAAACUGCCAUCUUGAAGCUGUUCAGUACAUGUCGCAAAUUGUGCUUCCUCGGGCUAGAGAGUACUUUUUUCGAGAGCAACAACGUAUUGAUGGACAUUGUGAACAAGGUGUGCCAGGAAAGGGCCAACAGGGAAAUUCAGCGAGAGUUACCCAUUCAGCUGACGACCUUUUUCCCCAGCAACAACAUCAAGAGAUUUAUCGAGGCGCAUCCUGAUAAAGUUCCUAAGGAUAUAAUACGAAUUGUGCCUACAACUGCCCACGAAUACGAAUAUGAUUGGAUAAACUUGGACUAUGCCGACGAUCCCGAUGUCGACCUUUAUGAAAAUUCCGAUGAUGACUUUGAACAUUUAAGCGACCAAGACUUUCUUGAUAUGGGCUUUUUAAGCGAUGAUGACAAGGAAUCGGAUUUCGAUCCCGUUCCCUAAUAAUAUUCAGGGAGAUGAUUUUUUCGGUAUCGGGUAUCCCCAGGAUUGAAGUAUGUUUUAUUUCCGUCGAGGAAUUGGAUUUUAUAAUUUAAAUUAUUCUAUUUGACAUUAUAGAUUUAUGACCAUGUCAAACGUUACCAAAAGACCAAAUAAGGCUACAGUUAAUUUAAUGUUAAAUUAAUAUAUAAAUAUUAUGCAUUUAAUGACGACAUCUUGAUUAAUUUCACGAAAAUAAAAGCUUAGAAAAUGAUCAUAGUUUAUAUUGAAAUAUGUUAUUUUAAAACGCGAGAAGGUACGAUCUAAAAGAGUACGAAUAAAUUCACUCUUUAUAGCUUCAAAAAUA